This is a messenger RNA of Oikopleura dioica, 447 nucleotides long. Lineage: Eukaryota; Metazoa; Chordata; Appendicularia; Copelata; Oikopleuridae. The record is from the annotation of a GenBank genome assembly.
AUGUCCUUCAAUUCAAAUUCUGGUGCCGUCUUUGACAUUGCCAUGUCCUAUGUCGGGCCGCAAAAUCCCAUAAGUCAGCUCAGCUACAAUGUGGCAAGCUUGAAACAAACAACUGAUAAAAGCGCCAUAUUCAAGUAUUCCGGCGACGAUGGGACGAAAACUGGACUCUAUCAAUUCUGGAGCAAUGGAUUUUACUGGACACGGAAUGGAACUGACUCGAUAAACAUUAUUGGAAAGAGCGAGCAGUACCAAACAGACCUCAGUUUUUUCGAUUUGAAAUUCCAAGAUCGAGAUUUUCAGAUCUUCGUUCCACCAGAAUUCGAGAAAGUGCUGUAUCCAAUCGAUGAUGAUGAGGGAGACUGUAAAGAAGACUGUUUUCCACUUAGAAUCGGCGAUCCAAGCUUGAUUGAUAAAGAACUGUACACAUUCACCAUGGACCCUGAAUGA